AUGGCAUAAUUCCAUAUCCACUAAAUAAAUUAUUUUUUAAUUAAAAAAAAAAAUCAGGCUAGGGGAUGAAUUCCCCUUUCUCCAUUGCCCAUUUGCUCUGAUCAACAAACUCCCCUCUUUCAAACAACAAUAAUAAAGCAAAAUCAUCUUCCAUUUCAUGGAUUACCAGCAAGAAAAUUGAAAAAAAUACCCAAAAAAUCAGCGGCCAUGCGCCACCGGAAAUCAUCGGAGCUAAAGAGACCAGGAUCUGACCUCCUUCAACAACCUGAAGCCGACCCACCUCGUUAUCGGGGUGUUCGUAAACGACCAUGGGGUCGAUUCGCGGCAGAGAUUAGAGAUCCGAUUAAGAAGACUCGAGUUUGGCUGGGUACCUUUGACACCGCUGAAGACGCUGCACGCGCUUACGACGAUGCUGCACGCUCUCUCCGUGGACCUAAAGCGAAAACCAAUUUCAAUAUUUUACCUCUAACACAGGAUCCUUAUGAUGGGCCGCAUCAAUUUGAGCUUUUCCCUAAUUCGAGACCGGCUUCUAGCAGUAUGAGCAGUACGUUGGAAUCAUCUAGUGGGCCUCGUGGUGGAUCGGGUAACAAGCUGACCCGGAUGAAGAUUCCUCGCCCGGUUCUUCCGCCGGAAGAUUGCCGGAGCGAUUGCGAUUCGUCGUCAUCUGUGGUGGAUGAUCGUUGUGAUGUUGAUCAGACGUCGUCGUUUUUGACCAAACAACCUCUGCCGUUCGAUCUGAAUCUGCCGCCUCCAUCAGAUAAUGCUGGAGUUGAUGUUGAUUUUGAUGCUGAUGAUUUACACGUCACCGCCUUAUGUCUCUAAUUACCCUUCUGUUACGGUGAUGUUUGUUGUUAAUUAAUUUGAUGGUGAAGAAAAAAGAGAGAAAAAAAAGAAGUUUUUUUUUUUAGUUUUCUUUGUCAAAUCUACUUACUUUUUUCAAAUUUUCUCGGAAAAAAUGAUGUACCCAAAUGGUGAAUGAUGAGAAACAAAAUGGGUUUUUAGAUUAUGUGUAGAUUAGUGUAAUGAGUCAUGAUGCGAUCUGUAUUAAGAAAGAUUGUAUCUGUAUUUGUAUCUGUACCACAAAAAAAAAUUGGAUCUGAUCUUGAGUUACUCUGUCAUCUCUUGAUCUAGUUUUCCUUGCAUUUUUUUUUUGAUUUUACCCUUUUUGUAUAUAGGAAGUUGGAAUUUAUAAUAAGAAUUUAUACUUGCUCA
Messenger RNA from Solanum dulcamara, 1212 nucleotides. Its product is annotated as ethylene-responsive transcription factor 3-like. The coding region runs from base 208 to 822 and encodes 204 amino acids. NCBI's taxonomy places the organism in Eukaryota, Viridiplantae, Streptophyta, Magnoliopsida, Solanales, Solanaceae. The record is from RefSeq and is a predicted model, not a curated record. Gene Ontology annotation, molecular function: DNA binding; DNA-binding transcription factor activity. The transcript has a single exon. Gene Ontology annotation, biological process: regulation of DNA-templated transcription.